This is a messenger RNA of Corythoichthys intestinalis (scribbled pipefish), 5326 nucleotides long. RefSeq names its product leucine-rich repeats and calponin homology (CH) domain containing 3 (gene lrch3). NCBI's taxonomy places the organism in Eukaryota, Metazoa, Chordata, Actinopteri, Syngnathiformes, Syngnathidae. Bases 99 to 2186 code for a protein of 695 amino acids. The record is from RefSeq and is a predicted model, not a curated record. The transcript has 20 exons. Gene Ontology annotation, molecular function: protein binding.
UGCGCAUGCGCACACGCAGCUCCAAAAUUUAGGGUGGGAGAGUUAGCAUUAGCGUUACUAUUAGCGCAACGAGCUAAGCGAGCAGGCACGGGAGUGUAAUGGCGGCGUCGGUGUUGUUGGGCUCCGCGGACAACACCGGACUCGGCUUGGCGGCAGGAAGCGGCGGCGGUUCCGGCGCGGGAAGCCUCCUCGUCGCCGGUAACAACGGCCUAACCUCGGCCGCGGGCCCGGUGCCGUGGAACCGCUCGCUGGAGCGGGCUCUGGACGAAGCCUCGGCCACCGGCUGCCUCAACUUAAGCGGCAGGAAGCUCAAAGAGUUCCCCCGCGGCGCCGCUAACCACGACCUGACCGACACCACCCGGGCCGACUUGUCUAGGAACCGCCUGUCGGAUCUUCCGCCGGAGGUGUGCCUCCUGGUGUCUCUGGAGAGUUUGAACGUCUACCAGAAUUGCUUGCGAUCUUUACCAGAUCACAUGAUCAACCUGCAGGCCCUCACCUACCUGAACCUCAGUCGCAACCAGCUGUCGGCGCUGCCGGUGGUGCUGUGCAGUCUCCCCUUGAAGGUCUUGAUCGCAUGCAACAACAAGCUGGCGGCGCUGCCGCAGGAAGUGGGACAGCUGAGGCACCUGACGGAGCUGGACGUUAGCUGUAACGAGAUCAGGUCGCUGCCUUCUCAAGUGGGCCAGCUGGAGGCGCUGAGAGACCUCAACAUCAGGAGGAACCACCUGGUCACUCUUCCGCCAGAGCUGGCCGAGUUGCCUCUGGUGCGUCUGGACUUUUCGUGCAACAAAGUGACAUCCAUCCCGCUGUGCUACACGCGCCUGUCGCAGCUGCACACCAUGGUUCUGGACAACAACCCCUUACACACGCCGCCUGCUCAGAUUUGCAUCAAAGGCAAAGUUCACAUCUUCAAGUUCCUCAACAUGGAGGCCAGCAAGACGACGACCUCCGACCUCCCGGAAUUUGACAGACGACCUUUGAACUUUGGCUCCUGCGUCGACGAGCCGUACCCCGGCCGGCCGUACGGAGCGUUGGAUUCCGGCUUCAACAGCGUGGACAGCGGGGACAAACGAUGGUCAGGAAAUGAGGAGUUGUCGGAGGUUCCGACUCGGGUGACGGACGGUCAGUGGAAGCGCGUUGGCGCGGGACCGUCACCGUUGGCCAACGGGACAUACGAGCUGGAGCAGAUCGAUUUCAUCGACGGCGAGGACGAAGAGGAGGCGGUAGGGAGCGCCGCCGCGACGGAGGGGAGGAGCCCCGCGGCGGCCAUAGGAGGCGAGCGCGCCAGCCUCAGCUCACAGUUCAUGGCCUACAUCGAAAGACGCAUCGGCAACUCGGAUUCUCCGGGAAAAACGGACGAUUGCAGGCAGAGACCGAGCAGGAACGUGGCGGACGGUGCCGCGGCGCCCCCUAGCGACCCGCUUCAGAGAGGCGCCGGCGUGGAGCGGAUGAGGCGAGAGGCUCAGAUGGCCGCCCUCAGGUACGACGAGGAGAGACACAGGCCACGGCCUACGCAGAGAGACCUCAAGAGUCCAGACAGCAAGACCACGUACCCCUCUCGACGCUCCACCCACACAGAUGACUCCGCCCUCUUCGUGCAGGGAGAAGAAAGAAGUGGCCUGUCGCCCGGCGACGGCGUUCCCUGUCGCGGAGGCGGAAUGCGCCCGGAGAGCUUCCUGUACCGUCUCGGCCAACGGGAAGAAAAGAAGAGGGGAGACGCUCAAGCUUUGCCUCAGCAGCAACAGCAGCGACCGGAAUCGACGGCGCCCGCCGCAGCCUCGGGACACGAAGCCACGCUAGUGGAACAGCUGAGGAAGAACAUCGAGACCCGCCUGAAAGUCACGUUGCCUUGCGACCUGGGGGCGGCGUUGACGGACGGCGUGGUCUUGUGUCACCUGGCCAAUCACGUGCGGCCACGAUCGGUACCCAGCAUACACGUGCCUUCCCCUGCCGUGCCUAAACUGACCAUGGCCAAAUGUCGGAGGAACGUGGAGAACUUCCUGGAGGCGUGUCGCAGGAUGGGCGUCGCUCAGAGCGAUUUGUGCCUGCCGCUCCACAUCCUCGAGGAACAAGGGCUCCCCCAGGUGGCCGCCACCGUCGGCGCGCUGCUGGACUUAGCCCCGCCCAGACACGGCGUCACCGCCGCCGCGCCGGCGUCCUCGUCCGGAGCCUCGCUCGGCCCUUGACGGUCACCCGACCCGCGUCGACGUCCGCCCUCCCGACACGACCGUUAGCGAUGGAAGUUAGCACGUUUGUUCUCCUUCGUAUCGGUGUGAACGAUCCGAACCGAUACGUCAAAUGAUUCCAAUUGGGAAAAAAAGGUUUUGGCGUCAACGUUAAAGGUCGCCUCGUUACAUUGGAAGUCAUCCUCGUUACGUAAAACGUAAGCCUCGGCGACGUGCCGGUGUUGCGCCGAUAUCUGUAUCCAUACGGUACACAAAAUGUGCGCGUCACACUUUUCAAGCUAUAUGAUUGGCUGAGGAGUUGUAAUGGGCUCAGGUAAAAGUGCCUGAUUAAAAACGUGUCGCGAGGGUAUUUGACCGCCCGAGCACAUCUUGUAGCUACAUGCUAAUACGUGUUUUUAUGACUCUAUUUGUUUAUAAUUUGACCUUUGUAAAGGGAAAAUGUACAACCAUAGCUGAAUGAAAUGUGCUACUUUAAAAGUGCCUGGUUGUAAAUGCUUAUGUAUAUAUUUUUUUAAAUCAAGUAUUAGCAUGAUAGUGUAGACAGUUUUAGAUGCUAGUUCAGAUACGUUCACGACAUACUUUUACACGAACGGGGUUAUUACUCGUCAGCCAAUCGUGUAACGUGAAUACAGACAUACAGUUUGUGUACCUACAACAGCACUAAAAUGUUGUCGUCGGUAUCCAGGAGUACUAAAAAAGCUUUGCAAUGUACACUUUUUAAGUUUCUAACCUCCGGGCGCCCUACCCAAAAUGGCUGCCACAAGGAAAGGGUUGCUUUCCCAAGAUGACGAUAGUUGUCCAGUCAUUCUCUGCUGCGAAUUUCAAUGAGUUUAUAUCUAGUUAAAGUCCAACCCAUUUGCUGCCGACUCCCCUACUUCUAGCGCUGUCAAUGGCGGCCAAUGAGUAAAUAGCAGUUGCCUUUAUAGAAAAAUAUUUUCAAAGGUUCUAGGUUUUGAUGGGAACAUCGCCCCUACCAACACGGCCGCCCUGAGGCCAUUUUGAGAAAGCCCCAUGAAAGCUCUUCUUACGCUUCUGCUGUGAAUUGAAAGGAGUUUAUCGCAAGUAGACGUCCAAGCUAUCGGAACCGGGACUAUGGCAGUGAAUGAAGGUUGAUUCGUUCGAUGCCACCAUCCCAGUUCAAAUGGAUUGGCAGUGGCAGACAAUGAGUUAAGAUGUAUCUGACCAAGCCAUGAUGGCAAGGACGUUACAUUCAAAUGAAGAUGCAGUCAUGUUGUAUUAAAAAAAAAAAUAUAUAUAUAUAUAUAUAUAUAUAUAUAUAUAUAUAUAUAUGUACUUUUUUUUUUCCAAAACAUGUUAUCUCAACAGUACAGGCAUCGACCAUACACAAAAUUGGUAUCAGGAGCAAAAAAAAAAUGAUAUUGGUGCAACACUAGCAGAUAUGUGGAAUUUACUGGACAAAAAAUGUUGAAAUGUAUUUGGUCAGCAAGAGUGCUAACAUGCGCUAAGCUAACGGUGCUAAGCUAAAGAUGCGGAUUUGUUUUGUCUCGUCACAUUUUCGUGUCAUCUUGUUGCACCUUUUUUGUUGCUCUUUUCUUGUUCACUUUGAAAGGGGGACUAAAGGUUUUUUUUUUUUUUUUGCUAAAAUAUAUUGCAUGCAUCUUAACGCGUAAACUGUUUUAGACAUCUUUUCAGGUGUAAACCAAGUCAUUUGAAAAAGCUCCCAAAGUGAUCCAGAAAUGCCCUAAAAUCAACAAGUAAUUAUCCAAAAUGUACAAGAAGUAACCCUAGAAUACCUGAUAAUAACAGAAAAUGACCUGAAAAAGCACCAAAAUACACAGGAAGUGAUCUAUUCAUGCCGUAAAAUCAACAUGAUCCAAAAUGUACAGCAAGUGACCCCAGAUUGGCUGAUAUUAACAGGAAGUGACCUGAAUCCCCCCCCACCUACCUACAGGAAUCAACCAAUAAACAGGAAGUGUCCCACACAUGCCCAAAAAUCAAGAAAUUAUCCAAAAUGUACAAGUGACUCCAGGGUAACCAAUAUUAACCACGUGACAUUUUGUUACUGAUGUUCAUUGUGGUCGCCAGUAAAGGGCGGUAAUUCCCAAAAUGGCGGCCUCCCAAGAUGGAUGAAACCAUACGGUUCAGGUCUUAUGACUUUGUCACAAAUUUGUUUGUAUUAACCACCAUUGACGAUAAAAGAUGUCCAAUUCUGUUGAAGCUGGAUGGUUGGCAUUUGUUCAAUCCCUGCCAACCUCGGACUUCAAAUGCAUUGGACGUCUGUUCGUGACAAACUUAAACCUACCCCUAACCCUUUCAAGAGUUUUCAUCAUUUUGAAGUGCCACAUGUUUGGACACCUGUUGUCAACGGCACUGAAUGCCGGUAAAUAUAUUUUGCAAAAAAAAAAAAAAUUAGCGGGCUUCAGUUCCCCUUUUACUUGGCGUGAUCGGCGCCUAUUGUUGCAUCGUUCGGACGGCCGCUGCCUACUUGUGUACAAAAGUAUUUUGUAAAUACCAAGUGUGUUGUAGUGUAUAUAAAGAUGGUUUGCCUCGAGCGUGUGUUACGGUCAGACUUCCGAAAAAAUUCCACUUUUUUAAAGAGUGUCUAAAAGUGUUUGACACGUUUUCACUUCUUUGUCUUUUGCUGUAAAAACAAAAACACGAGAACAAAGCUGUUGGUCAAAUAAAUAAUGUGCUAAUAUAUAUGAUCGGAUGAUUCUCUUGUUAUUUGUCUUCACAACCCCAAAAACAUGCAAAAUAGUGGAAUUUCCCUCCUUUUCUUCAAAACUGGACAUUUCUACGAAAGGAUUUGUCACUUCCCUAGUUAGCGUAAUAUCCAAAAAUUAGCAAAAUGAGUCCUUUUUUGAAAAUGUAUCUGCUUUCAUGGAGGACGACCACAGAAAUUUAUAUAUAUAUAUGGUGGAAAACGCAGACAAGACCGAACAAGCAGUUUCUGCUCUUGCACUCCUCUUUAUAAAACAAACUGCUGUAUUUUAAGCCAAAACAACUGUUGUGUUUGAUAGAACAAUGUCUAUCUGCUGCCAUAGCAGAUUCAUGGCGCAUUAAGCUCCCAAACUAUUUUUAAUUUGUCCAUUUUACCCUGGAAACCCCCGUUUACAAACGUCGAGCAACCGCUUUUGUUUCAACCCAGCCAUAAAACGGAAGGUAAUUAUAUUUAUUCA